GCGGGCGCGCGCACUGUACAGCAGACGUCUCCCGCGUGCACGUGACGGCCGAGGCCCGGGUAAAGCUAUAAGGAGAAAGGGGCAGAGUAACGGCGCCAUGGAGGCUGAUGGGAGCGCUGCUGCUGGUGAAGGAACCGGGAGUACGACGUCAUCUGACAAUACAAAUCCAUCAAAGAAGAUUUUCAGAGCCAAGAAAACCAUGACUGCAAGCUGUCGACAACAAAUAGUUGCGUUGAAUAAAAUAAUGAAAUCUUCAAAAACGGAGAAUACUGCAAAUGAAACUUUUGAUUUCUUUCCUAACCCACCCCUAGAACAGACUAGCAUCUGCAAAACAAAUUAUUUUGCACAAGACAGUGCAAACUUAAGUAAAUCGCUGGCAUUUGAAAACCAGGGCCUUUUUCCUAAUGCGUUAAAAGUUUCAAUUGAGGUGUCCCAAGUAGAUUCUGGAAUUAAUAUUGGCUGUUCUUACAAUGAGACAUUCAGCACAUGGAGCUCCAUUGAAAACAAACAAGGAGAUGGUUCUUCUCAUCCAGUGAGUUCUGAUGUGGGUAGUAUUCAUAUUUCUCAUACAGAAUGUUUUGUAGUAGAAAAUUCAGAAACGCCUUUGUCCGAAUCUCUAAUAGAUAAUCUAAAACAAUCCCAAACAAAAGCUGGAAGCCCAUCUGUAGAACCUAAAUGCUCUGAGCCUCCUUCCCCUUCAGACACAGUAGAUUAUAAAUCUUUGAACUCAGUAGAUCAAAGUAUUUCUGAGGCUAGUGUUGCUGUUUUAGCUGAGUUGAAGACUCCGUUUGAAGACAAUACUAUACCUAAUGACGAUGUUUUAGAUGAGGAUGCAAACCUUGGUAUUAAAAGAACUGUAACUUGUGACCUGAAUGUUACAGCGGAUACAACAGGUCUCGAGGACAAAUUGACAGUCGCACUUGCCACAACUGACAUUAAUACGUCUUUGACUAAUGGCUUUAACCUGAACUUAUCCAAUAAUUCUACACCCCCUGACAACUUAAUUAACUUCAGUGCUGUUCAUGGGAAACGGAAAAGAUCCCGUUCUGAAAGUGAUGACCUUGGAAACUCUAAGCGCACCAAACCUUCGGACAAAUCCUGGCCAGCAUUUGAACAAAAUAAAGUCAUUUUAGAACAGAUUAGAUUGUUAACUGAAAGUCGGCUAGAACGUUAUUUUAAGGAAGCUUUUGACCAAAGAAUGGAGGACUUGAUGAAACGAGUAAAUCGAAUUCAGUGCAAACAAAACUACAUUGACGAUGUUGCUAGAUGCAUUAAAAAAAUAAGAAAGCUUGAAAAAAGAAUUAUGUCUGCAAUAAGCAUUCAAAAGGAGCAAAUGCUACCCCAUAAAAACAUGCAGCCUGUCACUAGUGGCACAAAAAAGGAUCUUAUUUCAAUUAAAAAGGAAAAUGUAGCAGCCAGCAAACCACCGUCCCCUUCAAAAACUCCUGUCACACCUCUUCUACCAAAUUCCCGGUCUGGAAAACUAAAUGCCAGCUGCACAGAUCUUAUUGUACGUGGCGAUAAUGAAUCUAACGAGGAAACCUCAUCUGUUAACAGACCAGCUAAUGAUACAGGCGUCGUCGUACAAAGUCCAAAACCCUCAGAUGCUUUGGCAGCUGCUCACAAUAUGGCUGAAACUCUUCAAGCAAAGGAAGCGGCCCCUCCAAAUAAAAUUUCUUUGCAGGAUAAGCGGAAAAGCACUGUAACUGAUUUUACAGCAGUAAAGGAACAAAAAGACAUUAAAGAUAUAAAAUUAGAAGAUAAAUCCUCUCCAUCUUGCCAGAGUCUUGGGGUAACGCCAAAUUCACUUGGCAAACCAAGUGAGGCAAAGUCAGUAACUGCUGAAAAUUCAUUGGGAAAGGAUGUGGCUGAUGGGACAUCGCCCACAGCGCAGCUCAGCAUCACCCAGAAAAGCAAAAGACCUGAGCAGAAUCCAGCAGACAAAUCGUUAACAGAGAAACCGCUUACUUUGUCAGAGACUUUAAAGGCCUCAUACGAACAAAACAUUGCUGAUAAAAUGCUGAGCUUUCAGCCUCCUCAAAAACCUGAGCUGCGACUUACUCAAGUGAAAAAUCCCAAGGGAAUUGCUCUGUCAUGGGAUGUUCCCAGUGUUGAUCCAAAGUGCGCCGCACCCAAUACCUACUGCUUGUAUGUUCUUCAAGACAAUCCACAAAGCACAAAAAUAUUGUGGAAAAAGAUUGGUGAAAUCAAAGCGUUACCAUUGCCGAUGGCCUGUACUCUAACUCAUUUUGUAGAGGGUACAAAAUAUUCUUUUACCUUGAGAGCUAGGGACCGUUACGGACGAUUUGGACCACUAUCUGACAUACAAUCUACUACAUUAUUGCCUUCGCCUGAAUCAAAAGCAAUUUAGCCAUAAGCCUGUGCUCUCUAUGAUCUAUGGGAGUAUGUUCCAGUGUACCCUCUGUAUAAAGCUGUUUAUAUGUACCUGUAACGCUAGUCAUUGUUCAGUGCUGAAUACUACUACGUUUCCAGAUUUUAGGGUGUUGUCUUUGAGCUAGGUCUCAUCACCUAAAGGGAAAUGUGUAUAUGGGCCUUUGCUGAAAGGUUACUUCAUCUGGAUGGCUGUACUACAAACAGCGAUCUUUCAACUAUUUUAGAGAGUGGUGGUGUUUUUUUCCAAAUUUUUAUUUUGAAACUUAUACCAAAGAUACCUCGCCUGGAAAACCGUUUUACAAAAGCUUUGUGCAGUUCAGCGCAGUUGGUGUCUGUUGCAGUUAUCUAAACAGAUCCCAUGGAUUUUAGUUGUAAAUAUUUGAAAAUGCAAAGAAGCCACUGUAUAGCCAAUUUGUUUUGUUUUCCUUUUUUUGUUUGUUUUGUUUUUAAAUAAAAACCAGCACUUGCACCGUCCUUCUAUACAGGUUGAUUUGGUUAGUACAGUAGAAAGGGCUGAAACAAAGCAACGUGAAGUAGAACUGAAACUGUCGGCCGUACAAUUUGUAAAGUAUUUACUUACAUUGUCAAAUAUUCUACUUCUCUAUCUUGCUAUUCUGUGUUGAAACUUGCCUCUUUCCCUUGAUCGCAUACUGAGAUAGGCCCAGGAAGUGUGCACAUGCCUCAUGCAGUAUACAAUGUUUAACAGCAGUUUUCCAACACACGUGCAUACCUGAAUCUACCUCCAUAUGCUCUCAUAGAAAGGAGGAGCCCAAGUGAAAUAAGUCCGUUUGAUAAGAGUUUAUUACAUUUUGUAAUAUAUAACAUGAGUUUCAUUCUGACUCACUUUAAAUCACAAGCACUGACCGCUGUUGCAAGGCAAAUACAAAAAGCUUUUCUUUCCCUUCAAAUCUGAUUAAACUGAACAGACUUUAUCAAACUACAAACAGGUUGACCUGCUAAUCACACACAAACGAAAAGCUUUUUUCAUCCUAAAUUGCAGCGAAUAAGAAAAUAUUUGUAUCCGUGUUUUUUGUCUGUCAUGCACGCAGCACCGUUUGUACAUGCUGGAGUCUGACCAAUGUUUUAAACGUGCAAAAAGAGUGCGAUGCUGGCGCUGUAGUGUGCAGCAGGCUACAUAAUAGUUUACAAGACUUAAAGGGAUAUGAAACCCAACUUAUUUCUUUCCUGAUUCAGAUAGAGCAGCAGUUUUAAGCAACUUUCUAAUUUACUCCUGUUAUCAAAUUGUCUUUGUUCUCUUGCUAUCUUUAUCUGAAAAGCACAAAUGUAAGCUUAGGAGCUAGCCCAUUUUUGGUUCAGAACCUGAGUAGCACUUGCUGAUGACUAAAUGUAGCUGGCUCCUAAGCUUACAUUACUGCUUUUUCAAAUAGAGAAUGAAGACAAAGUGAUAAUAGGAGUAAAUUAGAAAGUUGCUUUAAAUUGCAUGCGCUAUCUGAAUCAUGAAAGAAAAAAUGUGGGUUCAGUGUCCCUUUAACAUAAUAUAAUGCACAGAUUAUCACAAUAAUGUGCAUCACACACGUGCAUUACCUGUCGUGAUCUAAACUUAUUGUAAAGUAUAACUGGACUACAGUAAAAUAGUAUGAAAUCUACCCACUGAGGUCUUAAUGUUGUCUGCAAGAUGGGGCUGAUAUUGUUUCCCAUGUAGAACAUUGCUACCCUUUGGCAGCCCAGGGGUUACUUCGUAUGAAACGCCACAGCAUUCUGCUAUAAAAUGUACUGGCUUAGAGAAACUGGUUAUGGAUAUAAACAAUGUACAAACAAUGAAAUUGUAUUAAAGGGACAGUGCAGUCAAAAUUGUACUUUCAUUAUUCAGAUAGAACAUUAAAUUCGUAACAACUUUGCAAUUUUCUUCUUAUAGCAAAUUUGCUUCAUUCUUUUAGUAUCCAUUUUUUUGAAGGAGCACUAAUGCACUACUACAUGCUAGCUGGACAGAUCUGGUGAGCCAAUGACAAGAGACAUAUAUGUGCAGCCACCAAUCAGCAGCUAGCUUCCAGUAAUGCAUUGCUGCUCCCGAGUCUACCUACAUAUCCUUUUCAACAAAGGAUACCAAUAGAUCAAAGCAAAUUUUACAAUAUAGGUACAUUGGAAAGUUGUUUAAAACUGCAUAGCCCUAUCUGAAUCAUAAGUUUAAUUUCGACUUUUCAAGCAUCAGUAUUUCUUACAAGUAUUGUGUCUAGGUUUGCCACCUCAGCCAUGUUUUCCUGAACACUUAUGAGUUACACAUGCUGCAGGGAGGAAUAUGAACAGUGCUGUCCAGAAACACAAUACAUGUUCCUCCCUGCACACCCUGCAGCAUGUGUAACUCAUAAGUGUCCAGAAAAACAUGCGCUGAGGUGGCAACCCUAAUUGUGUUUGCAUUUGCUGGCCUACUUAUGCCCUCUCAUGAGAUGUUAAAACGAUAAUCUAUUUUUGAUCAAUUCAAUUAAACUAAAUAAUGUAAUAAUUCGUAUUUUAUAUAAAGUAUGCAUAGAAUUUUGUUUAGUUUCUAAAUGACUAUAUACAGGAAAUAUUAAAUCUCUUUUUUUAACAUAA
Messenger RNA from Bombina bombina (fire-bellied toad), 4944 nucleotides. It is a transcript of the gene ATF7IP2, whose product is annotated as activating transcription factor 7 interacting protein 2. Lineage: Eukaryota; Metazoa; Chordata; Amphibia; Anura; Bombinatoridae. Gene Ontology annotation, biological process: regulation of DNA-templated transcription. Bases 98 to 2371 code for a protein of 757 amino acids. Gene Ontology annotation, molecular function: protein binding; transcription coregulator activity. The record is from RefSeq and is a predicted model, not a curated record. The transcript has 11 exons. Gene Ontology annotation, cellular component: nucleus; transcription regulator complex.